AGCAGACUGCAGUAGCGACUCGGACGGCCAAGGGGAAGGUACGCCCCUGUCGGUCUCUGGUGUCUGACAGUGCUGGCUGGACUUGACAAUUACAGACUUUUUUGACAACAACCCCGGGGCUUUUCGCUGUAACCCGCGGUGGGGAUAAAAAAAAUAAAAAUAAACGGUGGUUACGGGGUUAUUAAAAUAAUAUAUAAAACAUCUAUAAACACACACGAACUUUAAACACAGAGCGAUAUUAUUUCGCUUUUUUUCAAUCGACGAAACGAAAUAGAAAAAAAGGCGAGAAAAUGAUGUGAACGAAAAUCACGGCGCUUGACUUACGCGUCAGGACGACCAGAAGAAAGAAAACGUGACUAAAGCAAAACUCUUGAGAAGAUUAAGUGAAGGGCAAAUACACGAAAUAAAUGAAAGAAAAUUGAUAUAUGUAAAAAGAAUAAAAGAAAAUAAAGGGAAACUAAGAAAAUAAAUAUAUAUGAAAUAAAUACAUAUAUCACGUGGCAGUGAAGUGACAGCAACGUAAUACAAUAGGCCUUAAAAAAAGAGAAGCUUCCAGUAUUUUGCUUGUCACAAUUCUGGCUCGGGCAUCGCUAAGGCUGACGAAGUCCGCUCACGACCUUCUGCCGCCUUCACAAACGCACCUACACGCCCACACGCCCACACAAUGAACAGCCCGAAGCCCUCUGGUCUCCGCACGCCCACCCGCAUUGGGCGUGCUGCUUCCGGGAUCCCUGUCACGCCCGGAACACCCCCGACGCCGCCCACACCGCCCACGCCCCCGACACAGAAUAAGCCGUUCAAAAUCGCUCCUCUGUCUACGCCCUCGCCGUCUGCAGGAGCUAACGGUGACCGAGUGGAUGUAGAAGUAGAAAAACUGCGACGCCUCAGUGAAGAGUUCGCCAGGAAAACCGACUCCACACUGCUCAACGGCUCCGCUAGACACAAAAGUCCUUCGCCUCAACCCAAACCAGCUCUCCCAACGUACACAAACUUCAAGCAGUUCCACCAUAAGCGUGCCAGAUCCCCUCUGAGAGAAAACGGCCUCUCGCCCUCUGUCAUCCUCGAGACAAAGAAGGGUCUGUCUGAGGAACCUUUCCUUCCCUUCACCUUCCCCGAUCUGCCUUCCUACAAGAUGCCUUCUCAGAGGCGCUUCAGCGAGGAUGUGUCCUUCCGCCGACCGCUGGCCACACUGCAUGAGGAUGAGGUGGUUGCCAGGCGACGCUUCAGCGAGGAUGUCCGCAAGAAAUCCUUGGACACUUCCACCGUGAUGGACGACAUAUUCAAGCACCAGCGGCGUCUGUCGGAGGCUGGAGUUCGCCGUUUGUCAGAUGCUUCCGUCGUGUUGACAGAGGACACUGACAGUUUCAUCAUUGGAGACCGAGUGUGGGUUGGUGGUACGAAGGGGGGACACAUUUCCUACAUUGGAGAGACACAGUUUGCCCCUGGAGAGUGGGCAGGAGUUACUCUUGAUGAACCCAUUGGCAAGAAUGAUGGAAGUGUGGCAGGUGUGCGUUACUUCCAGUGUGAGGCCAAGAAAGGCGUCUUCUCUCGCCUCACCCGCCUGUCCCGUACACCUCUCACCGACCAGGACAUCGAGAUCCUGACAUCCAGAUCUUCCACCGUAGGAUCAGACUCCCCAAAGACCAAUGGUACCCCCGCAGCUAGUGUGGCCUCAGGCCCUACAUCAUCUACCACACGUAAGAUUACUCCUGCCAGUGCCCCAGCAGGCUCCACUGCUUCCUCCACCUCUGCUGUUGCUGCUAAGUCAGGUUCUCCUGCCCCUGCUUCUACUCCAAGGAAAGCUUCUAAUGCUACCCCAGCUUCUGUAUCCUCAGACUUGAAAGUAGGAGACCGUGUAGUCAUCAACAGUGCUUCAGGAGUCAAGCAUGGCACACUGCGCUUCAUUGGAAAGGCAGACUUCGCUGAGGGCGUUUGGGCUGGGGUGGAAUUGGACGAGCCCAAUGGCAAGAACGAUGGUUCUGUGGCUGGCAAGAAAUAUUUUGAGUGCAAGAACAAGUAUGGGUUGUUUGCCCCAGUGGCCCGCGUGAGCAAGUUUACAGGGGGUUCAGGAACCCCGCGCCGUACCUCAUCCCUGUCCCAGACCCCCCGGGGCUCCCUCCGCCGUUCUAACAGCAAGGAGUCCAUUGGCGGGUCUUCCGUUGCCUCUUCCACGACGUCAUCCAUUCGGGGUACCAGGGAAGCGCUCGCAGAAAAAACCCAACAUGUUGAUCAGCUGAUGAGAGAGCGUGAUCUGGAGAGGGCAGAGGUAGCACGGAUGGCUGCUCAGGCAGAUGAGGCUACCAGGGCAGCUCAGGACAUGCGAAUGCAACUUGAUCAGCUACAAGUGGAGUCGGAGGAGCGCCUGCACGACCUGGGUGAACGAGUGCGCCUACUGGAGAAGGAGCGGGAAGACAUUCUCACCAAACUGGAGGACAAGCAGAGGGAGGUGGAUGACCUGGCCUUCCGUCUGGAGGAGGAGUCCAUCACCAAGGCCGAUCUUGAGAAAUUGGAACGCCUGAAAGCAAGUCAGAGCACAACAGAUGGAGAGUACAUCAAAGAAAUGAAGAAGGAGGUGGAGGAACUAAGAAAAAAACUCAAAGAACGAGGAACCAUAGAGGCUAACAGGGCAUUCGAGAUGGAAGAAUUGGAGAUUAACCUGAGAGCUAGUGUGGAAGAACUUCAAGCUAAGCCAUGAAGCGCGUGUUGGAGAGCUGGAAACUGAGAAGUUUAAUGUGAUCGAAGAGGUUGUAGUACUACAGGAACAACUAACGACGGCCAAGUCCAGCAUAGAAGAAAGAGACCAGAGGAUGAAGGAAAUGGAAGAGGAAGUCAGCAACGUGUCAAACCUACGUGCUAAAGUUGAUCUUUUGGAGAAAGAAAAGAGGAGUUUGGAGAACAAGAUAGUAGAUCUCAGGGUCCAAGUGGCAUCAACAGAAAUCACAAAUAAUGAUUCUGACAACUUUGUUAAGGAAUUGAAAGAUGAAAAAGAUCAGCUGGAAGGACAGGUAAACUUCCUCAAUACUGUUAUUGUUGACAUGCAACGAAAGAAUGAUGAACUCAAGACACGCAUAGAGAUCUUUGAACUUGGAAAUGUUUCUGAUGACACUAAAGCUAAUAUGAAUGGAAUGAGUCCAAAAGGACGUUAUGUGGUAGCUCCGAGAUUAUAUUGUGACAUCUGUGACUGCUUCGACGCCCACGACACAGAGGACUGCCCGAAACAGGCCUCAUCAGACUCUCCUCCUCCGUCACAACACCAUGGGGAAAGAGGCUCAACGAGACCAUACUGUGAUACUUGUGAAGUUUUUGGCCACGAAACUGGGGAAUGUAAUGAUGAUGAAACCUUCUAAAUCGGCUGACAUGAUAUAUGCAUAUAGUUUUGGUACUGUGGUGAAACCCUACUUGGAGUGUUCUCAAAGAUGAGCUUGUAAAUAGGUCAAAAGUCCACUAGGCAUUAAGGUAACUGACUUGUUAAAGGCAUUUGUAUGAUAGCUGGACUGUCUUAUAGGCUUUUUAACUUGCGUCUUGUUUUGCAGUGAUGAGUGUUCUGAGAAAAGAAGCAAUAAUUUCUGGCCUUAUAUCGAGAAGUUGAAAAUGAGCUUACAUAAUAGCCAUGUACAGUGGCAUAUAUUUAAUGUUGAAAAAAGAAAAAUGUUAUUUGCAUUUCUUGUUACUCAAAUUUAUCUAUAGAAAAUAUAAUAAGCAUUGUCCAUUUGUACAGAGCUUACAGGAUAUGAAAGUUAGUGUUUCAGAUAAAAUUGGGGAUAUGAUAGUCCAUCUUCAAACCUUUAUCUUAUGUCCUCAUCCAAAUUGUAAUCAAAAUUUAUUUUAUAUGCAUCUUAUUUUGUCAUUCAAUUCAGAAUUUAGAUAAAUAUUGUCCAUCUACUAUUUUGAAUAAAGGAUAUUAAUGUAU
This is a messenger RNA of Penaeus monodon (black tiger shrimp), 3910 nucleotides long. RefSeq names its product CAP-Gly domain-containing linker protein 1-like. Gene Ontology annotation, biological process: cytoplasmic microtubule organization. NCBI's taxonomy places the organism in Eukaryota, Metazoa, Arthropoda, Malacostraca, Decapoda, Penaeidae. Gene Ontology annotation, cellular component: nucleus; microtubule plus-end; cytoplasm. The record is from RefSeq and is a predicted model, not a curated record. Gene Ontology annotation, molecular function: microtubule plus-end binding.